GUCUUGUUGCCGUGCUUCACGCAGAAGCGCUGAGCGUGCACUGAGUCGCGUGUGGUUUUUGGUUUGGGUUACAGCGCAACUGAAUGCCACAGUGCUGUCGCGCGCUCAGUCGUAUGAGCAUAUCUUGAGAGCUGGAGUUUUAUUCUGCUGCCUUGCGCCUCAUUUUCUGCCUGUUUCUUAUAUGUCUAAUGAGUGUUAAUCCAAGAAACAAUUCCAUAUCGGUUAGUGACAGUUUUGGACCAGGUUACGGAGCAUUUUUCUUAUAUACUCUGGAUGUACAUUGUGACCAACGAUGUUUCAAUGGACCUGAAUGAGGAAGGAUUAUUCUUUUCAUCGUCAAAACAAUAAAUCGCGUGUUUGAACAAACUUACCCACGGAUAAAAAAAGCGCAAUGAUCAUCGCCGCGAUUUACAUCGUUUUACCGCUGUUGGAUGUGCUGUUAUCUGCCGAGGAGUCUUACUUUACUAGUUCAAACCGGCUGGACUGUGUGAAGGCGAACGAGCUGUGUUUGAAGGAGCCGGGAUGCAGCACAAAGUAUCGAACUAUGAGGCAGUGCGUGGCGGGGAGGGAGACCAACUUCAGUAUGGUGACUGGAGUGGAGGCGAAGGAUGAAUGCCGGCUUGCUUUGGACGCUUUAAAGCAGAGCCCUUUGUAUAACUGCCGUUGUAAAAGAGGCAUGAAGAAAGAAAAGAACUGCCUGCGCAUCUACUGGGGGAUCUAUCAGCAUUUACAGGGGAAUGAUUUACUUGAGGAUUCUCCAUAUGAGCCUGUGAACAGCCGGCUUUCUGAUAUUUUUCGACUCGCUCCCAUCUAUUCAGAGGGAGGGACUAAUGGCCCUAACAGUCCCUGGAGCGUUCCCAUCACCGUGGCCCCAGGGAGAGGGUCCCAGGGCAGGUCAAGACCACUUGAGCCUCAAGACCCCAGUAGAAACAGAAGGGCACACCCAAACUGGGCUAUUCUGGGUGAGCCAGCGCUUGCAAAGGAGAACAACUGCUUGAACGCAGCGAAGGCCUGCAACUUAAACGACACCUGUAAGAAAUACCGUUCGGCUUACAUAAGCCCCUGCACGAGCCGAGUCUCAACAGCUGAAGUCUGCAACAAACGGAAGUGCCACAAAGCCCUGAGGCAGUUUUUCGACAAGGUGCCACCCAAGCACAGCUAUGGCAUGCUCUUCUGCUCCUGUCCUAUAGGGGACCAGUUGGCCUGUUCUGAGCGCAGACGGCAGACCAUCGUACCGGCCUGUUCGUAUGAGGACAAAGAGAAACCCAACUGCCUGGCACUGCAAGCGUCCUGCAAGACCAACUACAUCUGCAGGUCUCGUCUGGCUGAUUUCUUCACUAACUGUCAACCCGAGCCCCGCUCUCUCUCUGGCUGUCUGAAGGAGAACUACGCUGACUGCUUGCUGUCGUACUCUGGGCUCAUUGGCACGGUGAUGACCCCAAAUUAUCUGCGUUCAGCCAAGAUCAGCGUCUCUCCGUUCUGUGACUGCAGCAGUAGCGGCAACAGCAAAGAGGAAUGCGACAGAUUCACAGAGUUCUUCACUGACAACGCCUGUCUGCGUAAUGCAAUCCAGGCGUUCGGAAAUGGGACAGAUGUGAGCGUGUGGCAACCGAUGCCCCCAGUACAAACAACCACCUCUAUGACCACACCAUCCCAGAGGAACAGAGAUCGAGACCGAUCACCAAACGCCAUAGAGCCGGCGACACACAUCAACCAUCUCAACCCUGCUGAUAACUCCCUCUACCAGUUCUGCGGUAGCCUCCAGGCUCAGAAGCUGAAGACAAACAACACAAUAGAUGUGUUAUGUGUGGACCCACAGAUCAAUGACCCCAGCUCCUCCAACGCCAUCUCCAGGAAUUCGUCUACUCAGCAGACGCCUCUAUCAGGCCUUAGCUCUCUUCUGCUCCUGCUGGCUACCUCCUUGCACUGCAUCUUCACCGUAGUGAUGUUGUAGCCACCUAAGAACAUAAAACACGGACAGUCACAAUUUGUACAAAGUCAAUCACUGUUCCUGGUCAAUCUGUUGUACUCUCUCUCUCUUAGUCCCUCUCUAUUGCUGUUCUGUUUUUUUAAGAGCUUUUGUUGAUGUUGUUGAUGCAACGACGCAAAGUGGUCUUGGUGUACUCAAGUUUCUGUCUCUUCCCUCCUGAUUUCGCAUCGGAAGAUGAAACGUGAAAGAAAUGCGAGAGAACCUAGGAAUCAUUGCAGCAUUCCCGUGUGAUGUUGUGCCGUCUACGCAAACGCUGGUGUUUUGAGGGCCAGAAGGACUCCUGUCACAGCAGUAGAGAUUAAUCUUAUCUGUGCAUAUGUGCACUUAACAAUCCAAUGUGCACUAUCCAUUGCUCACUGGCACAGGAAAAGUAAGACCAAGACACCAUUAAAAGAUCAUUUUUGAGAUGUGGUCACUGUUUAUUUCUACAAAUUGUCUUCUGUGAUCUUUAUUUUGGUGAACAUUAUUAGAUUCUCACUAAUGUGCUUCUCCGUAGUUUUUCUAUAGCAUCAUUGGCCCAUCUAUAGGUCAAACAUAUCAAAAGACAUUUACAAAACAUCUAGUCAUAGAAAGGGUUUAGAGGGGAGUUUACUGAUCAAGAGUUUCUGGAUGACCAACAGGACAGUAGCUUGUCUCAAAAUACAUGAAGGAGCCUAUCUGACAAUUUUGCUCUUGUUUGUCAUGGUGUGUUUGCGUGUGGCUGCAUGUGUGAAUGCGUAAUGCUGUUUGUAUGCGAGGAUGAGGUCAAGGGUUGACUGGAAGGAUAUGUCAAUAUAAGGUUUCAAAACUCCUGUCACAGUUUACGGAAGAAAACAUGGACUGAGGCCAGACAGCAGCAUUGAUUCUUGUGUAAUCAGAUGAUGUGUCAAGGUUGUAUGUUACAAUUGCAUAUAUAAGUAUCUGUAAAUUGCACAUCACAACUCACCAGGCUAAGCCAACUGGCAUCCGCGUAUCUAUCGAGUGUAUUUUGCCUUUCUGAUGUUGCUUUGACAGGGACUUUCAUACUUCGGCCCAAACGAAACAUGCAAACUAGUCACGUAUGUAUUAUAUACUGUAGCCAGUUUUUUUGUACUGUAUGUCUAUACAAAAGUUACUGAAAGAGUCAUCACAAUUAUUUAAAAUCAGUGAGAAUUCUUAAAAAAAAAAAAAAAAAAAAUACCCAGAGGUCUUAUAUAUGUCAGUAUGAGGCAUGUGCAGUUUAACCACCUCAGCGGUACAUGUUAAAAGAGUCUGUGACAUGCUGCUUUGGUUCAUGUGGCAUUUUGAACAAAAAUGAUGUAUUGUUGUACUCCAUGUUACUUACGGGACAUUUUAGGCGCUGCAUAAAAAACACACACAAACAUAUAUAUACUUCUACAUGAGCUAUGUUUAUAGAGCCUGUUAUAUUUGAAUUGGGAUCUGGUUGUACAAUGUAUUAUCAUAUUGGAUGAAGAUUUUUUGCUUUUCUCAGUAACUAUAUAUGCAGUAUAUAUUUUUGUUUAGAGAUUACAGUACAAAUUGAAGACUUGCAUCUGUAAUUAUUUGCUGUCCUGUCCUAUAUCCCAAAUGAAGGAAAUGUACAACAGCCAUUUAUUUACUAUAACACUAUGGUAUUGUUUUAUGGUAAGCCAAAAAGAAAGGGAAAAAAUCUCUUAUUUUUGUAUCUUUUUGCAUUAUGAGUUUAUUUAUUGUAACACUGUCUAUUCUGCUGAUAAGCAGUACAGGAACAUUAAAAGUACAAAUAUUAAAAAACCAAGCAUGAGUGAUGGAAAUGCAAUAAAGGCUAUUGGAUGCAGUGUGCUAUGGAUUCUACGCAGGCUUUUUGUGGUGGUCUGCUGGAUUUGGCUUUGGUGGCAACAUAAAGUUGCUGUGAAUGUGCUUUAGAUGCGAGCAGGACAGUAAGAAUCCCACAUUGUAAAAACUAUAUUUCUCUACAUUCACAUCUUAUAGCUCCAGAGAAUUUACAAAUGAAACACAAGACUCGUCCACAAUCUGUCACAUUUCUUCUUAGCUUGUGAAAAUGUAAAAAGUAUUCUAUGAAAACGAUUAAAAAUGUUGACUCAUUCA
This is a messenger RNA of Labeo rohita (rohu), 4036 nucleotides long. RefSeq names its product gdnf family receptor alpha 1a (gene gfra1a). Gene Ontology annotation, biological process: nervous system development. The record is from RefSeq and is a predicted model, not a curated record. Gene Ontology annotation, cellular component: external side of plasma membrane; signaling receptor complex. NCBI's taxonomy places the organism in Eukaryota, Metazoa, Chordata, Actinopteri, Cypriniformes, Cyprinidae. Gene Ontology annotation, molecular function: signaling receptor activity. The coding region runs from base 392 to 1954 and encodes 520 amino acids. The transcript has 10 exons.